This is a messenger RNA of Aspergillus nomiae NRRL 13137, 1035 nucleotides long. RefSeq names its product NAD-dependent epimerase/dehydratase family protein. The record is from RefSeq and is a predicted model, not a curated record. The transcript is spliced from 5 exons. Bases 1 to 1035 code for a protein of 344 amino acids. NCBI's taxonomy places the organism in Eukaryota, Fungi, Ascomycota, Eurotiomycetes, Eurotiales, Aspergillaceae.
AUGGAAUCCCGUUCCCUCCUUGUUACCGGCGUCUCCGGGUAUAUUGGAGGCACGGUUUUGUCCGCCAUCUUGAAGACCAAAGAUCCCUGGGGCAAGGAUCUGAAGAUAUCAGCUCUGGUUCGCAACGAGGCCCAGGCUGCAAAGACCAGGGCGCUGGGAGUGACGCCAGAAGUAUGCCCAAGCUUCGAUGAGCUGGAUAAACUGGAAAGCAUUGGUGAAAAGUUUGAUAUCAUCAUCCACGCUGGGUCCGGAUGGCAUACGCCCUCUGCGAAAGCGCUGAUAAAAGGACAAGGUACACGGCGCCAAAAGACCGGCACCAGGGUGCAUUAUAUCCAGAUCUCGGGCACAUCCAAUCUGAGCGAUCGCCCGUAUACAGAGGGGUAUAUCGACAACCACCUUUUCUCCGACGAAGAAGAUAUAUUCUCGUAUGAGAAAUACAGGGAGUCUCGUGAAGUAUACUUCCAACGAACCACGGAUAUUGCUGUGGUCGAGGAUGGGGAGGCCUUUGGCGUGACCACUUACAUUAUAAUCGCGCAGACCAUCUUUGGUCUGGGAAGUGGCCCAUUCAACCGCUUUUCCAUGCAGCUGCCAAUAUUAAUCACAGACGCCCUGCAAACCGGGGGUUGUAGUGUCGUUUCCCACGGUGACACAAUCUACAACCACGUCCAUAUCGAAGACCUGGCCGCCCUGUAUUUGAUUCUACUCCGCAAUAUCUGCAUGAACGUUACCAUCCUUCUGGUCGCAAAGGGAUCUAUUUCUGCCGGUCACGAGUUGGGGGUUUUCUCAUCCAGUGAGGUCGCGAAGAUCACCAUUCAGGAAGCGGGUGAGAAGUGGGUUUCUGGCAACACUGCUGGUGCUGAAUUGGGGUUUGCGUCUAACUCUCGUAUUAAAGCCGUUCUUGCUCGAAAACUAGGAUGGACUCCGUCGUAUGCUGGAGAAUGGGAGAAAACGUUCCGCACUGAGCUGACGGAAUUUAUCAAAAAUCCUCCUGUUGGGCGAGAUAUGCCCAAAAUACCUGAGAAAUUUGAUUUGUAG